AUGCAGUACGUCAGAAACAUCAGCGAUUCCGUCUCGACAGCAUGGAAUUCUAUCAACCCGUCGACCCUCAGUGGCGCCAUCGACGUGAUAGUCGUGGAGCAUGGAGACGGCACGCUGGCCUGUUCGCCCUUCCACGUCCGCUUCGGCAAGUUCUCAUUGCUGCGCCCGUACGAGAAGAAGGUCAUCUUCACCGUCAACGGUGUCAAGCAGGAUUAUGCCAUGAAACUUGGGGAGGGUGGUGAGGCCUUCUUCGUCUUCGAGACCACCGACAACAUCCCCCAGAGCCUACAGACCUCCCCACUUGUGUCGCCGGCAUCGAGCCCUCCGCUGCCACCGGACCGAUCGUCGACAGGCGUCUUGCAGGAGCCAGACAUCCUCCAGCUGGAUGAGGGAGUCAGCAAGCCGCGGUCGGCCACAGUUAGCCGACCGGGUCCCGUACCGAUGCUAGGCCCCAGCCUCAUGUCACCCCAUGCCACCUCACCAGAACUGAGCCACGGACGUCCAAGCUUCCACGAUUUCCCUGGUUCGCGCCGAGUCCCAUCGCACAGCGAGGACAUACUGCCGUCCAGUGCCCGUACCUACACCGAUCGCGAUGAGUCCCCAAACAGAUCUCACCGUGAGGGCAGCCCGGAGGAAUCAGCGAGGUCGGUCAGCCCGCCGCCGUUGGCUCCACGGGACGCUCUUCAGCGGGCUAUGAAGGUGUCCAAUGAACUGUCGGCUGCCAACAUACCGAGCCACAUCACCGAUACUGGUGAUUUGAUGCUGGACAUGACGGGUUACAAGAGCAGCGAAGAGGAUGCGAUCAAGGCUGAAAUCAUUGCCCGCGAGAUCCUAGCCAAGGAACUACAAGGCGACUACGACAUUGGCGCUCUGUUCGGCAUGGAUGAGCACGGAAAUCUUUGGAUCUACAGCAGCGAAGACGCCAAGGAGGCGGCGAUGAAGAAGACGGUAGCAUCCCUCCGGCCCUCUCCGUCUUUGAACAUCGAUGCUGCCUCGGACCCGGGUUAUGCCAGCGAUGAUUCUGCCUCCUCUGCUCCGGAGCCUUCUCAUCGUAGGAGCGACUCCGACGCCGGCCAGAUGAGCAUUGGCACACCUCCUACAACACCAGGAUCCUCUACCCAUGCAGGGGACCCCAACCGAAACUAUGCCAAAACCCUGCGACUGACUAGUGAUCAGUUGAAGGAGCUGAACCUCAGACCUGGCGAGAACACGAUGGCCUUCACCGUCAACCGGGCAACAUGCCAAGCUAACAUGUACCUCUGGAAGCACGAUACCCCAGUCGUGAUCUCGGAUAUUGAUGGAACCAUCACCAAGUCUGACGCCUUGGGCCAUGUGCUGAACAUGAUCGGCCGAGAUUGGACACACGCUGGAGUCGCAAAGUUGUAUACUGAUAUUGUAGCCAAUGGUUACAACAUCAUGUAUCUCACAAGCAGAUCAGUUGGCCAGGCUGACACCACAAGAGCCUAUCUGAAUGGUAUCCUUCAAGACGGUUACCGCAUCCCUCGGGGGCCGACUAUUCUCUCCCCUGACCGGACAAUGGCGGCCUUGCGCCGCGAAAUCUACCUCCGGAAACCGCAUGUCUUCAAGAUGGCCACCUUACGGGAUAUUCGCAACCUCUAUGGCCCGGACAGCCACUGCUUCUACGCUGGCUUCGGCAAUCGGCUCACAGAUCAGAUCUCAUACCGCACGGUUGAUGUGCCGCGGAACCGCAUCUUCACCAUCAACUCCAACGCUGAGGUGUCGCUCGACCUUCUCUCGCUUAACAAGCUCAAGUUGAGUUAUGUAAACAUGACAGAAGUCGUUGACCACUACUUCCCUCCGGUCUCGACCCUUGUCAAGGGUGGUGGUGAACAGUACACAGACUUUACCUACUGGCGGGAUACCCCCCUGGACAUGGAUCAAUUCAGUGCCAGCGAGGAUGAGGAAGAUGAAGACGACGUGUACGAGGAAGAAGGCGAAGAGGAAGAGGACGUGGGCAUUAUGGGCGACAGCUAUCUUUCCCGUGGCGACGAUGACGAUAUUGCCGAAAGCAUUCUCAGCGGAAGCGGGAUCUACGAAGAUGGGCAGCAAAUGUUGGACUCAAUGAUUAUAGAAGAAGAUGCAGAUGACGAGGAAGAAGGAGAGGAUCAGGAUGAAGAAGAGUUGGUAGAGGACGACGAGGAGGAGGAGGAGGACGACGACGACGACGAUGACGAGGAUGAGGAAGUCAACGAGGCGGACGAAGAACUGACGCAGUCCACUAGCAAAAGCGCACCGCACGGUACGGAGCCCAAGGCGAAGCCUAGCACCCCGAAUCUCACCGAGCAAGAUAUCAACGCCGAGAUAAUCACGGGGCUGCAGAACCUAGGCGUCGAGAAGGGGGCCAAACCACCCAAACCCAAGAACACGGCGUAA
Messenger RNA from Neoarthrinium moseri, 2394 nucleotides. RefSeq lists its product as uncharacterized. Gene Ontology annotation, biological process: fatty acid catabolic process; triglyceride biosynthetic process. The record is from RefSeq and is a predicted model, not a curated record. The transcript has a single exon. Gene Ontology annotation, molecular function: phosphatidate phosphatase activity. Lineage: Eukaryota; Fungi; Ascomycota; Sordariomycetes; Amphisphaeriales; Apiosporaceae. Bases 1 to 2394 code for a protein of 797 amino acids. Gene Ontology annotation, cellular component: nucleus.